CAACAGUAUGAGACAACUAUGUGCUUGACCUCACAUGACGACAAACCAGUUGCAGCUGUAUUAUGUCACAAGUAGCGGCCUCAGGUUUACCGGUUCGGCGACUUUUCGCAGAUGCCUUUUCAGAUGCGGAGGAUCGCAGUAAGACUAGCUCUCGGUGUCGAGAUGAGGCUAUGGAAGCAUGUCGUCAGAGCACGGAACGUUUGCGUAAAUUCUUUCAUUUUGAUGUGGACAACAUGACACCAGUAACGAAGGCGUUCACACCAUUGAGAUUAACUGACCCAACGCAUGUGUCAAAGUCAUGCAUACCGACAGUAAAUAUUCCAUCCACCAGAGACGCUGGUUUUCCCCGAUGGACCUGGGAAGAAAUUCCACUAGAUAGCUGCUACGUGCCGCAGUUUUAUCAUGCCGAAUACUGCCACCCUGGCAAAAAACUCUUUGUGUCGUCCAGUAGAGUAUUGUACACACUAAACAAGGCCCAUUACGAGUGGGCCACAGAUGACCAGGCAGUCAACGCAAAGAAUUAUAAAACAGUGGAAACUUUAACGCAAACUGAGCCUCAUAGGACAGCAAGGUCAACAUUGUUCGGUAUCUGGUGUGCCCGGAUCAGACGCGCUUCUCACACAGAAAUGUGGUCUAAAGAAACUAAGGAAAUCGGAAACGACUUCAACAAAUAUAGAGGCCCUUUGUCCACCGAACGGCAUCGUACAAGUUUAGCACUUGUAGCCAAAUCGGUUCCAGCAAAUUCCCCAGUCAAUCCCAUGCAUCAGAAAGUAUUACAGUCGGACACUUGGCAGCGGACUUCAAUAGGAUUCAAAGAAGGAACAGCUUUACUGACCACGUCGAGGGGCGAGGCAACCAAAGUUAGAACAACUCAGAGAUCGUCUUGCUAUCGACAGUUAACGCUCCACG
This is a messenger RNA of Dicrocoelium dendriticum, 909 nucleotides long. Lineage: Eukaryota; Metazoa; Platyhelminthes; Trematoda; Plagiorchiida; Dicrocoeliidae. The record is from the annotation of a GenBank genome assembly.